AUGGAUCUCAUGAACCUUACAACUGUCAUCGACAACGGGUUUUUGGACGAGGCUCCGUCGAGCCGCGUCCUGACUGGCUGUUUCCUCUCGUUGCUCAUCCUUACCACCUUGCUGGGAAACAUUCUUGUUUGUGCCGCCGUCACCAAGUUUCGACAUCUACGAUCGAAGGUCACCAACUUUUUUGUGAUCUCGCUGGCCGUGUCAGACCUCUUGGUUGCCAUCUUGGUGAUGCCGUGGAAGGCAGUGACGGAGAUCGCCGGGUUCUGGCCAUUUGGCUCUUUUUGUGACACCUGGGUUGCAUUUGACAUCAUGUGCUCCACCGCGUCCAUUUUGAACCUUUGCGUGAUAAGCCUGGACCGCUACUGGGCCAUCUCCAACCCCUUCCGCUAUGAGAGGAAGAUGACACCCAGGAUGGCCUAUGUGAUGAUCAGUGUGGCCUGGACUCUAUCUGUGCUCAUUUCCUUCAUCCCGGUGCAGCUCAACUGGCACAAGGCCCAAACCAAAUCUUACGCCCCUGACACCGAGUCCUCCUCAGACUUCAAUGAUACAUCUUACCACAGCCCAGAGAACUGUGACUCCAGCCUGAACAGAACCUAUGCCAUAUCCACCUCCUUCAUAAGCUUUUACAUCCCCGUGGCCAUCAUGGUGGCCACCUACACCCAGAUAUACCGCAUUGCCCACAGACAAAUCAGGCGGAUCUCUGCCUUGGAGCGAGCGGCCGAAAGUGCCAAGAACAGACAUGACAGCAUGGGUGGAGGCUCCAGCAUGUCAGAGUCCGAGAGCUCCUUCAAGAUGACGUUCAAGAGGGAGACCAAAGUGCUGAAGACUCUGUCGGUGAUCAUGGGGGUGUUUGUUUGCUGCUGGCUUCCGUUCUUUAUACUCAACUGCAUGGUGCCCUUCUGUGAGCAGUCAAGCGGAGGGGAGGCUUUCCCCUGCAUCAGCCCCACCACGUUUGACGUGUUUGUGUGGUUCGGCUGGGCUAAUUCCUCCCUCAACCCCAUCAUCUAUGCCUUCAACGCAGAUUUCCGAAAGGCCUUCUCCAUCCUGCUGGGCUGCCAUAGACUGUAUCCAGGAGGCCACAACAUAGAGACGGUCAGUCUAAACAAGAAAUGA
Molecule: messenger RNA, 1113 nt
Organism: Notothenia coriiceps (black rockcod)
Lineage: Eukaryota; Metazoa; Chordata; Actinopteri; Perciformes; Nototheniidae
Product: D(1) dopamine receptor-like
Exons: 1
Coding region: 1-1113 (370 amino acids)
Biological process (GO): G protein-coupled dopamine receptor signaling pathway; positive regulation of MAPK cascade; adenylate cyclase-activating adrenergic receptor signaling pathway
Cellular component (GO): plasma membrane
Molecular function (GO): dopamine neurotransmitter receptor activity, coupled via Gs; G protein-coupled receptor activity
Source: RefSeq, a predicted model, not a curated record